AUGCAAACAAGCGGCUUGACAAACACCCCUAUCACGAGAUUUCUCCUAAUCUACACAAUUGCCGCGUCCAUCGCCCUCUCCAUCUUCGACGUCAAACAUGUCCCCGCCAUCUACGUCUCCCCGCACUUCUUCCCCUACGGCCAAUUCUGGCGCGCGCUGAUCUGGCAGGUCGCGGGGUUUACGAAUUCGACAGAAGCGCUUUUUGGCGCGUUGUUGGUCUACCAUGUUCGUGUUGUUGAGCGGGCAUGGGGCUCGCGAAAGAUGGCUACAUUCCUCCUUUCAACGUUACCGUAUACGACGCUCCUCCCGCCGCUCAUUUUGACUCUGGUCGUGAGACCACUCUCCCUGGGAAGAGUCAACUACCUUCCUUCCGGACCGACUGCGACAAUCUUUGCCCUCCUUGCCCAGUAUCACGCCUCUAUACCCUCGACAUACCGCUACACGAUCUCUACUUCUACUCCGUCCACGCCGACCCCAGCAACCUCCCCCUCUGCUCCUUCCCAACCAACCCCACCACCACAAACAGCCAAAAAGUCCCUCACAGUCUCCCUAAGCGACAAAUCAACAACCUACCUCGUCGCCGCUCAGCUCGCCCUCUCGCAGUUCCCAUACAUGAUCCUAUCCAGUGUCCUAGGCUGGAUUGUCGGCGUAGCAUGGCGCGCAGAUAUCCUACCCCUAGCGGCCGGAAGCGGGAGUUCGGGGUGGAGAGUGCCCGGGUGGGUUGUUGGGGAAGAAGGGAGUUCGUUCUCGAUUUCGAGGUUCGGUAGAGGAGAAGGGGAGGCUAGUGGAGGGUUUGAGAGUUUGAGGCGCAGGCUGGAGAGUGAGGCAGCAGCUGCAGCUGCUGCAAGUGGGAACUCGACUUCGAGUGGGGGUGGUGCUGCGAGUAGUAGGCAGAGGGUCGUUAGGGGUGAUUGA
This is a messenger RNA of Aspergillus calidoustus, 915 nucleotides long. The record is from the annotation of a GenBank genome assembly. NCBI's taxonomy places the organism in Eukaryota, Fungi, Ascomycota, Eurotiomycetes, Eurotiales, Aspergillaceae.